AUGCCUUGCAUUCGAGAGGAAGAUGACGAUGUAGAGUACGACACCUCUACUUCCCGUUUUCCCAGGAGCAGAUACAAUGAGAUCAGUGCUGGUGCAGUCUUGGGCUUAGCGAUGCGGUAUGCCCAUUUUAUCGGCUUAGACCCGUCAGCUAUAGCUUCAUUGGAGAGAGAUGGCAAGGUACUUUCAAGUGAAGAUGUUGAUUACUUACGUGUUUACUAUAACUUGUUGACAUGCAACUUCAAUUUGAUGCUGACAUCGGGAUUUCCUGCCUCUGUUGAUUUCGAUCCAAAUAUAUCCGUGAGGAUUACUAGGGCAUUCGGUUCACAGAAGGCAUCCCAAUAUCCGGGUGAUGUUCGAGUUAGCGGGCUCGUGGAACUCGUGGCAAUUGUGAAUGAUGCGAUGCGCAGCUCUGGGGAUGUUACCGGUCGUCAAAUUGGGCUGGCUCGUCUACUGCAACUAAACGAGGAGCUCGUUGAAUGGGAAAGAGCCUGGUUAGUUCGUUUAGAGAACACGGAAUCAAGUCAUAACCAGCUGCCUUUCAAUUCCGUGCGAUGGUACCGACUUUCAUUAAACAGCGCCUCUCUGACACCCUUGCUUUCUGUUGAUACCAAGUUCCCAGGAAGGCCGAUUUUGGCAUCUUUACAUCGAACGUUGACAAUAAGUCUCACUUCUGCAGCGCAGAUGAUACUAUCUUUAUCUAUAUAUGGAGCAGAUUAUGUCUGGGAGCUUGAUUCGCAGGACCCAUCUACCUUUCCCAAUGGGCCUUAUCAUGCCGAUCCAGAUUCCAUUGACCGACUGUUUUGCGCGGUUGAUUCUACAUGGAUCUCCCAUACUUUUGCGGUAACAUUCUUAGCACUGUGCUACAUCAGGGGUAUCAUCAAUGAGAAUCUCCAAAUCAGAACCUUUACUGAUGACCCGAGUAUCUCGAGUCGUCUUCCUAAGUUUUCAACUUCCAUUCUGGCAAAGCUACUUCAGCUUGCAAUGGAAAUAUUCGAUGGAGUUUGCUCAAUCGCUACCUUUCAUACUGCGCGUGACUUUCAGGGUGUUGUUCAUUAUGCUUCUUCGCUUGUACUCGAAUCUGAAGACGACAAGGGAAGCGGGGAUGUCAACGAUUACGCAUUUCAAUCCCUGCUGGAGAUCAUGAAUGAUUCUGGGGUCGAUUGGGCAGGGAAUUUGCUCGAGGGCUUUGGUGAAAACUUAGAUUGGAGUGGAAACUUUUAG
Messenger RNA from Penicillium odoratum, 1221 nucleotides. RefSeq lists its product as uncharacterized. The transcript has 5 exons. The record is from RefSeq and is a predicted model, not a curated record. NCBI's taxonomy places the organism in Eukaryota, Fungi, Ascomycota, Eurotiomycetes, Eurotiales, Aspergillaceae. The coding region runs from base 1 to 1221 and encodes 406 amino acids.